GGGAAAGAAAGCCCUGACUAAAUAUUUUGUUUCAUUUUAUAUCUAAAAUAGUCCAUACUUAAUCUUCUUGUUUUAUUUAAAGAGUUUUUUACAUAUUUAAGCAAAAAACGUUUAAUUCUAUUUAGGUGUGGAAACAAAUAGGUCUUAAUGAAGAUUGAACAGCGGCUAUCUAAAGAUUUCACAGCACCUCAACAUGGCAAAGAGUGGCCUCAGAUAUGUGCAAUAUUUAUAAGUAGCUUAGCAUCACUAUGUUGCGGCCUGGCGUUCUCAUGGUUCUCUCCAUCGUUACCUGUAAUAAUUUCGGAUAAAGAAAAUUAUGACAUCACCGAAGACCAAGCCUCCUACUUCACGGUCUUACCGCCAGCCACCAUGAUGCUCAGUGUACCUCUCUUCUCUAGUCUAAAUGACCGGAUAGGCAGGAAGAAGGUGAUCAUGAUAAUGGGUGUGAUACAAAUUGUCGCAUGGAGUUUAGUAUCGGUGGCGAAUAAUGUGUAUGUGUUCUAUUUGUCGAGGUGUGUUAACGGUCUCGGUGAUGGGUGUCUUUUCACGGCUUUGCCCAUGUAUAUUGGGGAAGUUUCGAAUCCUAAGGUGAGAGGUAGAUGGGGGAAUAUCCUGACGUUCAACAUCUACUUUGGGCAAUGUUUGAUAAAUAUCAUUGGUAGCAACUUUAGCAUUGUUCAUACUGCUUACAUCGUUUUAGUGGUUCCCAUUGUUUUCUUGGUAAUAUUUUAUUUUUUUCCCGAGUCGCCAUACUAUUUAGUUAUGAAGGGGAAAGAAGAGGAAGCCAAAGCAGCCCUAAAGUGGUUAACUAGAAAGGAUAAUAUAGAAGAAGAUUUCCUUCAAUUAAAAUACGAUGUGGCUCGGCAGAUGUCAGAGACAGGCACGUGGUGUGAUCUUUUCAAAAAUAUAGCCUACAGAAAAGCUCUUUAUGCAGGACUAUUCCUAAGAAUAUCCCAACAACUUGGUGGUAUAUCAGUGUUCGCCAUAUACACACAAUUCAUUUUUGCCAAAGCCGGUACCAAUAUGUCCCCAAGUAACGCCUCAAUUAUAUUCACUGGUUUAAUAUGUAUACUGAACUUUAUAGCAGGAUUCACCAUCGAUAAAUUUGGCAGAAGACCUGCCUACAUGGUGUCUUCGUUCUUCUCAGGUGUAGUUCUAUUUUUACUGUCUUGCUAUUUCUAUAUUGAUGACUACCAGAUUGAAAUUGAUUUGUCCUCGUUUAAAUGGGUACCACUGGCUGGCAUGAUGGUUUUUGUUUUUACGUACUCCUUUGGAUUAGGGGUGGUGCCCACUUUAAUGUUAGGAGAACUGUUCUCAGCUAGUAUUAAAUCGAAAGGGCUGUGCUUUCUCACAAUUAUUUUUGGGGUACUUGUGGGUUCUUUGACAAAAUUAUUCCAUAUUUUGGAAUCCAAUUAUGGACUGUUUUGUCCUUUUCUGUUGUUUUCUCUAAGCAGCUUAAUUGGAACCAUUCUGACUGUUUAUUUUGUGCCUGAGACCAAGGGAAAGACUUUGGAGGAAAUACAGCAGGCCCUUAAGGGUGAAAAGAAGGAGAAAAAGAACGAAAUUUUGUAAAUUAAGAUAUAUUUUCUUUUAUUUAUUGAAUUAUAAAUGUUUUAUAAACAUGUGUU
Messenger RNA from Brassicogethes aeneus, 1628 nucleotides. The record is from the annotation of a GenBank genome assembly. NCBI's taxonomy places the organism in Eukaryota, Metazoa, Arthropoda, Insecta, Coleoptera, Nitidulidae.